AUGUUGCUACGCAACGAGACGCUCCAAAGUGCAGUAAUAUCUUUCAGACGUAGAUCGGUUAAAAGCGGCGCAUCAUUUUCUUAAUGGAUAAUACUAAUCUGUGCACAUGACAUAUUAACACUUAAUAUUCUACAUUUGGAGGCUGGGUGCCAGAUAUGGCUGACGGCUGGUGUACUGACACUGGAGAAGCGGUUUACCGCUCGAGGGAUGCAGUUAAAAACUUACGAAUACGUGUCCGCAUACAACGGGUGACCUCCACAGCGGCUCUGUCUCAGCAUCUCCAUCACCAAGUGCUGUCUCACCAAGAGAGAGGAGCUAUAGAGCUUGACACCUUCAGCUCACAGACACAAAUGGCUUCUGCCACUGAUGAGGAGGAAUUGGUGGUUGGUUGGCAAGAGAAGUUCUUCAGUCAGUUUGAAGUGGACCUUUACCAGACAGAGACGAACUGUCAAUCUCCACUGGAGCGUCAGUAUCACACAGAAAUACUGGCAACGGAAAGGACUAAAAGAAGAAAAAACCAGCGCAUUUUCACCUACACAGACUUUGAUCGCUUUGCCAAGUGGGAAGAGCAAGCACAGAGUCUGCUGAUCCCAGCUCGGCCAAAACCUACAUUCCUAGCAGAACGCAUGGCCAAUGUUAGACACAGGAGACAAGAAAGACGUCCUGUAGAGCCCAUUGUUCCCAAAUCCUGUACAAUUGUGUGGGAACCCUCAGAGGAGUUCAUAAAGAACAGCCACACCAUCAACACACCUGUCCAGAGCAUGUACAUUAUGGGAGAUCUUGGGGCUUCGGGGAAGUUGGGCCUAAAAGAGAAUGAAUAUGUGUUAUGCACCAUAAGAGCAGAUAGUAACGGUGUCAUUACAAUCAAACCGGACUUUAACAACAACAGAGGCGCUUACAGGCUAGAGACAGUGGGAGAGAAGAGGGAGGUGUGGAGGCUCUAUUUGGAAAAUGCCUCCGAAGACAUUAAGGCAGAGGAAAAGGAGAGAGAGCAGCACAUGUACAGAGAUUUGUACACACGUCACAGAGAUUACCUUAACAGCCUGGUUGGCCAGGACUUUGAGAUGCCACCUCCAGGGGUACUUCGCCUGAUUGUAAACGGAGAGAUCGUUUCAGCUCAGGGAUAUGAAUAUGACAAUCUUUAUGUCCACUUCUUCCUGGAUUUACCAAACAGUUGGUCCAGCGUUCCCUUUCACUGCCUGUCAGGUGUCACUCAGACCUGUCGCACACGCAGUCUAGGGAAGGAGGAUGUAGCCUUUUUCUCCUAUCCAUUCAGCUUCGAGUCCUUCUUUAGGAAAGAGGAUGAGUCUGAUGGAUCAUUACCCCAGUGGCCAGUUUUAUAUUUUAAAGUUCUCUCCUUGGAUUUCUGGCAACGGUACAGAACUGAAGGUUAUGGUUUCCUUGUCAUUCCCUCAACACCAGGGUGUCACAAAAUGACUUGUCAAACAUGGAGACCCAUCCAGACUGGCACGGUGGCUGAACUGAGGCGCUUCUUUAUCGGUGGAGCUCCUGAACUUGAGGACAUCAGCUAUGUCAGACUUCCUGGAACUUUCAAGGGAGAGCGACUGAGUCGAUUUGGCUUCCGCACUAAGACGACUGGAAGUGUGACCUUUAAUCUUAACUGCAUACAGCAUGCCAGGGCUUUUAUUGAUGCAAACACCCUGAAAAGAAGGAGACAGACUGUUCUAGAUCAGCUGGGAGGUCACAGUCAGCAGGGCUCUGUCUAUAAUGUACUAGAAGCGUUUCAGAGGGCCCGUAAGCGCAUGCAGGAGGCGAGAGAGAGUUUACCCAGAGACCUCAUCAAUACCACUGGACUAAACUCAGAGUCGACUGCAUAAUAACACCUUAAAGCCUUAAUGCUGUCUCUGUCACCUAUUUCAUAUUGUUGUAUUUAUGUAUAUACUGUAUGUACAUAUUUUUAAAAUUUGAUGGAAAUACUUGUAAAUGUUUUUAAUAUAGUUUUUAUAUGUUAUGUUUGUAUUGUGUACAGUAAAUCCCUCUAUACAUAAUAUGAAUAUUUGAGCAUACUUA
Triplophysa dalaica is the source of this 2031-nucleotide messenger RNA. It is a transcript of the gene mks1, whose product is annotated as MKS transition zone complex subunit 1. Lineage: Eukaryota; Metazoa; Chordata; Actinopteri; Cypriniformes; Nemacheilidae. The coding region runs from base 156 to 1838 and encodes 560 amino acids. The transcript is spliced from 18 exons. The record is from RefSeq and is a predicted model, not a curated record. Gene Ontology annotation, cellular component: MKS complex. Gene Ontology annotation, biological process: cilium assembly.